AUGAACACGGCUUUAUUUCCCGAGGACGUCCGCGCGCCGCUGCGCGAGUGCUGCGAGAAGGCGUGGAACGUGCCCCUGGCGACGAUCCUGCCGAACAUCGAGGGCAAGAAGCGCGGUUUAGGCCGCCGGUACCAGGAGGUCUUCGAAACCCUGGAGCCGGAGGCCAUGGCCGCGGCGUCCAUCGCGCAGGUCCACCGCGCGACGCUCCGGCGGCCGCGCGGCCAGCAAGUGUUGGUGAAGGUGCAGCACGUCGGCGUGCGCGACGCGCUGCGCGCCGACGUCGCCAUCCUGCCCUACCUCAUCCAGUUCGUCGACAACCUCGACCCGAACCACGGCCUGCGGCCCCUCAUGUACAUGAUCUCGUCCAUGCUCGAGCAGGAGGUCGACUUCCGCAUCGAGGGCGCGAACCGCGAGCGGCUCGCGGCCAUCGUCGAGCGCAGCGGCAAGAGCGAGCGGAGCCGCUACUCGACGCUCUACUUCCCCUUGGUCAUGUGGGACUACUGCGUCGAGUCCAUGAUGGUCCAGGAGUUCAUGGAGGGCGCCGUGAGUUUAGGGGACCGCGACGUCGUCGAGAAGCUCGGCGUGCCUUUCACCACAGCGUUGGCGGAGCUCGCGUCCUUCUUCGCCGAGUGCUGCUUCGUCCACGGCUACAUGCACAACGAUUUGCAUUUCGGCAACGUCCUCGCCAUCGCCGAGACCGCCGACGUGCGCUUCGAGCUCAUCAUCAUCGACCACGGCUUCCACACGCACGUGACCUACGAGUACCGCCUCGCGUGGUGCAAGGUCUGGGCGGGCAUCGGCCUCUGCGACGAGGAGCUGCUGAAAGAGGGCUGCGCGGACUUUGGCCUCGAG
Aureococcus anophagefferens is the source of this 852-nucleotide messenger RNA. RefSeq lists its product as hypothetical. NCBI's taxonomy places the organism in Eukaryota, Pelagophyceae, Pelagomonadales, Pelagomonadaceae. The transcript has 2 exons. The record is from RefSeq and is a predicted model, not a curated record. The annotation marks the transcript as partial.